Molecule: messenger RNA, 855 nt
Organism: Hemibagrus wyckioides
Lineage: Eukaryota; Metazoa; Chordata; Actinopteri; Siluriformes; Bagridae
Product: gap junction delta-3 protein-like
Exons: 1
Coding region: 1-855 (284 amino acids)
Biological process (GO): cell communication
Cellular component (GO): connexin complex
Source: RefSeq, a predicted model, not a curated record
AUGGCUGACUGGGGUUUUCUCAGUGAACUGUUUGGGUCACUGCAGGCGCACUCACCCAUGUUGGGCCGUCUCUGGCUGCUCCUCAUGCUGGUCUUCAGGAUGCUGAUACUCGGUACAGUGGCCAGCGACAUGUUUGAUGAUGAACAAGAGGAGUUUUCUUGCAACACGUUGCAGCCAGGAUGCAAGCAAGUUUGCUAUGACCAUGCCUUCCCCAUCUCCCAGUAUCGCUUCUGGGUCUUCCACAUUGUGCUCAUCUCUACCCCUGCUCUAGUCUUCCUCAUGUAUGCCAUGCACCACCACAAGAAGCACCAGGUCCUGCCGCAAGACUCGACAAUCAGCAGUCUGGAAGCAAAGCGGGAUUUCCAUCUCAAGCGUCUCUAUCUAGUCAAUGUGGCUUUCCGGAUGUUGUCUGAGGUGGGGUUCCUGAUCGGACAGUGGAAGCUGUACGGUUUUCAUGUCGAGGCUCAGUUCCCCUGCAGUCGCUUCCCUUGUCCUCACACCGUGGACUGUUUCACCUCCAGACCUAUGGAGAAGACAGUCUUCCUGCUCUUCUACUUCGUCAUCGGAAUACUCUCGGCUGUCUCCAGCCUGGCCGAAUUCGUUCACAUCAUCUUCAAGUGGUUCAUGAAAAGCUCUGAGGGGAUCGAGUCCUUGGUAAAGGAAGAUAUUGAAUUCCAAGAAGAGAUUAGUAAGAGGUACUCGAGUAAGCGUGAGAAGAACCAAGCCAGUAGAGUGAAGUUAGGCAGAACCAAGGACGUGCUGCAGUUCUCUGGAAGGAUCGGUAAAUCAAGAGGGAGCACAGGCUCAAGGAAAUCCAGUAUCAAAAGCAAGAGCCUUGGAGAACUGAUUGUGUGA